This is a messenger RNA of Daucus carota subsp. sativus, 1074 nucleotides long. Its product is annotated as E2F transcription factor-like E2FE. The record is from RefSeq and is a predicted model, not a curated record. Bases 1 to 1074 code for a protein of 357 amino acids. Lineage: Eukaryota; Viridiplantae; Streptophyta; Magnoliopsida; Apiales; Apiaceae. Gene Ontology annotation, biological process: regulation of transcription by RNA polymerase II. Gene Ontology annotation, molecular function: DNA-binding transcription factor activity, RNA polymerase II-specific; RNA polymerase II cis-regulatory region sequence-specific DNA binding. The transcript is spliced from 10 exons. Gene Ontology annotation, cellular component: RNA polymerase II transcription regulator complex.
AUGGCGCAACUUUCAGCAAAUUCUACACAAUUUAAUUUUCGAAAACUCACCUACUGCCGCAAAGAGAAAUCUUUCGACCUCUUAUGCUCCAAUUUCCUGAACUUGUACGACCAAGACCGAGGGGAGAUGAUUGAAACCCAUGAUGCUUGUGCACGACUAGGUGUUGACAAGAGGAGGCUUCGUGACUUCAUUGUGAUUCUUGAAAGCAUUGGUCUUCUUAAGAAGGAAAGAAAGAAUCAUUAUUCUUGGAAAGGGUUUGGUGUACUGCCAAAAACUUUCCAAUUGCUUCAGCUGAAAUUUCUGUUGAUUUGUCAGAGAGGAGGUUUAGGGGAAAGCUACACAAGGCUUGAAGAUGAUGAGGUUUCUCAGGUCGUAGAGGAUGGUAGAGGGGGCAAAUUAGACAAUCGGAAGGAAAACUGCAUAGAACUGCUGACACAAAAAUUUGUUAAGCUGUUCCUAUGCUCUGAGUUGGAGCUGAUAUCCAUUGAUGAAGCUGCAAUUUUAUUAAAUGGAGAUGCUCAAGAUCCGUCAUUGAUCCAAACUAAAGUUAAGCGGUUCUAUGAUAUUGCUAACGUAUUGUCCUCUAUGAACAUUAUCCAAAAGACUUAUCAACCCGAGACAAAAAGGUUCGUCUUCAGGUGGAUAGGAAUAAGAGGACAGGCUGAAAUGGCAACGAUCAAUGAUCUAGCUCUUAAGACUAAGAGGACCAUUGAAAACGAGCCAACGAACAACGGUGUCAAAAGACACAUGGGUGAUCAUUCAGUAGUUGCACCAUCUCAAACACCUUGUGAAGGCAGAAGUCCCAAAAAGGUUGUUGAGAAUGACUUGGAAAAGGGAUCAGGACCGGAUAUGAAAAAACACCGAUUUGGUCCAUUUGCUCCAACAACUGUGCCUCAAGACAAACCCCAAGGCAAGAAUAAUGGGACGCAGAUCCAGGAUUGGGAGAGUCUCGCCUCAACCCAACGUCCUCAAUAUCAUCAGCACCAAGCUUUAAGAGAUCUAUUCAGUCAUUAUGUGGGAGCAUGGAAUAAUUAUCAUUCUGAAGUUGCGGGGAAGGAUCCAGCACAACCAUAG